Zea mays is the source of this 1081-nucleotide messenger RNA. RefSeq lists its product as uncharacterized. The record is from RefSeq and is a predicted model, not a curated record. Bases 256 to 642 code for a protein of 128 amino acids. NCBI's taxonomy places the organism in Eukaryota, Viridiplantae, Streptophyta, Magnoliopsida, Poales, Poaceae. The transcript is spliced from 3 exons.
GUUAGCCCAAUUAGGCCGCAGUUUAACCGGCCACGGUACCUUCACAGCGCCAACGCCACAGAAACCGCCUCUCGAACCUCCUGGAGGCCGUCUGCCGGCGACUUGGAGUUGGAGGUGGACGCCUCGAGCGGUCGAGCCUCGCUGGACCAGUCGGUCGCCGCGGUGUCGUACCCGUACGCGUGGAAGCGGGAGCAUGCGCGAUGCGGGCGUGUGCGUGGGGAGGAGUCGACGACGGGUAACCACGGCGAGCGGCGAAUGCAAAGCCCGCCCAGUCUCGUCGUUCUCCUCCCCUUCGCCUCCCGCCAGGCACGUCUGCCAGUGCGUGGCGGCCGCGGCGCGAGUGUUGGAGGUCUCGAGGGGCUGGUGGUUCGGAGCACGUCGAAUUUGUUCGCGUGGGCUACUAUAGCCGCCGCAUGGGGCACGAAAGCUAGCGUCGAGAGCUCUGGAUGGCGAUGCUCGGCGAAUCGGCCAUCCAAUCACCAAGCUUCGAACGGACCGCCGGCAACCGGCGGUGAGGAGGCGAACGUCGUAAAGCUUCUUCUCCAGGAGCCUCGAGGAAUCUUGUCGUGCAGCGCCUGCUGUACUUCGAUUUGGCCUUUUCGUCUGUAUCGCCAUCAGGCGAAUAGGGGAUACAAGUCCUAGAUCUCUUGACGGUGCUUGAGGGCCAUACACGAGAGGAAGAGAACUAGGUGUAGCCAAGGACAGACUUGCCGACUAAGUUCUAAGCCACAGCACAGCAAGCUGAGACGCCUCCAGGUUCCAGGAGCCGGCAAGUCAUCCUUGGCUGCAUCCCGUUCUCUACCUCAUAGCACAUGGCAACCCAGCAGAAGCCACCCUCCCUCCUCUCCCUUCCCCUACGACUGUGGUGUGGUUUCUUUGCUUCUCUGUGUGGAGGGAGAGUCUGCAAGUGUUGUGCAUUGCUGUGGGUUGUGGUAUGGUGUGCAUUUAUAGGCACCAACAAGUUGGAUUUGGAAUAAUGGAGGUCACUGCACAUUGGAUUCUUUAUAUCACAAAAGUUUCAACCUAAAGCUUUCCAUUUUUGGGAUGCGAUACGAUAGCUCAGCGAUUGGCUGGGUCUGGA